AUGCGGUUACUCGGCGUAUUGGGGCUCUUGCUUCAGUGUGGCUCAAACAGUGAUGCCCUGGGAACAUGUACGGUCCAGGGCAGAAAGAUAACCCACCGGUUCCACCUACUGCGACACUGCCAAAGAUCGGACCGGAACAUCGUCGGACUAGCGAGUACGCGAACCGUACGCGAGUGCGCCGAUUUGGCCCGCACAACCCAAGGACUGGCUUUCAAUUAUGCUCCGACGGGGCGCAACGGGAGUAAUUGGUACGACGUGGUCAACGAGGUGACCGGGAACAAUAGCACCCCUGCGCCGUGGAAGACCACCACCACGACCAGUUCACCGUUUGCGGACUUGUACAACUGCCAAGUGCUGGACUGUCCCGAGUAUCGCAAUUUGUCGACGAUCGUGAACGAUACCCGCUUCGAUUACUAUACCCUCUACGGGAGGGUUCUUCCUUCAACAAACGCGACGUGCGUUCCGUCGAUCGGUGUGUUUCUGUUCGAGGACACGAAAUUGAACUACUCGAGGGCAUACAACGCGUGCCAAACGUUCGGUGGUAGUCUUGCACACGUGGCCAGUGACAUGCGAACAUUCCACCUGUCUCGGAUUAUUUCGGAUGUGGCGAGGGGUAAUGAAUCCUCUGCAACCGAGUACUACGUCGGUCUGAAUGAGUCGAUCUACGAUCGGUUUUAUACGUCCGCGGACGAGCGGCUAGAGUGUUUCACCUUCCGUGCCUGGGCCCCUGGACAUCCGGCAAGGAACCGAGUGCCGGGGUGUGUUGCGCUGACCGGCGAAGGAUCCUGGAAGGUGUUUAAUUGCAAUCGACCCCUGCCGUACAUCUGUGAGCUACACACUUCCGGCCCUGCCAUGUUUAAGCCCAACGUUCGACGCAAGUGUUCGGUGAAACGACCCAACAAUCGGCUCGGGGCCACUAGAAAACGGAUCAAUACAUAG
Messenger RNA from Anopheles bellator, 939 nucleotides. RefSeq lists its product as uncharacterized. Bases 1 to 939 code for a protein of 312 amino acids. NCBI's taxonomy places the organism in Eukaryota, Metazoa, Arthropoda, Insecta, Diptera, Culicidae. The transcript has 3 exons. Gene Ontology annotation, molecular function: signaling receptor activity. The record is from RefSeq and is a predicted model, not a curated record.